Messenger RNA from Misgurnus anguillicaudatus (oriental weatherfish), 3414 nucleotides. The record is from RefSeq and is a predicted model, not a curated record. Lineage: Eukaryota; Metazoa; Chordata; Actinopteri; Cypriniformes; Cobitidae.
AAUCCCUUGACGUAUAUACUAACUUCAGCAAAGCUUGAUGCCACUAGUUACCGUUGGCUGUCCAGCUUGUCAACCUACAACUUUAAGUUGCAGUACAGAGCAGGUAGCCAAAAUCAAGAUGCUGACGGGCUUUCCCGACGACCACAUGGUGAGCUCCUAGAUGACAUGGUCUCACAGAAGGAGAGAGAAAGGAUUAAGCAAUUCACGCUCCACCAUCUUGCAGGACCAGGACCCGAGUCAUCGGUUCUCAUGGCAGAUACCAUAAAAGCAAUCUGUGAAAGACAUCAGGUGUUGGGAUUAUCUCAGAAUUCUAGUCCUUCUCACUCUUCACUUACCUUGAUUGAAUCUCUUACUAAUGAUGAGGAUGCUCUGCCGAACGAGUUCCAACAUGAAGAUAGACAUGGUCUUCCAGAUCUUCCCCACCUUUCAGAAGCUUCCUUAGUAGACCUACAGAGGAAGGAUCCAGAAAUAAGAACCGUUAUUAAAGAGUUGGAGAAAGGCAAGAAACCUUGUAACCUGAGGAAUCAACCACCUACCAUGAAUUUGUGGUUUAAAGAGUGGAACAGACUUGAGCUGAGAAAUGGAGUGCUCUAUAGAAGGAGACAGGAGAGUGGAGCCUCUCAGUACCAGUUAGCACUGCCCACCGCAUUGAGAGACAUGGUGUUGAAAAGCCUUCAUGAUGACAUGGGUCACCUAGGUAUUGACAGGACCUUGGAUCUCCUCAGGUCAAGAUUCUUUUGGCCGAAAAUGUCACAGGCAGUGGAAGGAAAAAUUAAAACUUGUGAACGCUGUGUCCGUAGAAAAACACCCCCAGAAAGAGCAGCUCCUUUGGUAAACAUCCAAACUAGCAGACCCUUAGAGCUGGUAUGCAUAGACUUUCUGUCGCUGGAGCCAGACCAAAGCAACACCAAAAACAUACUGGUUAUCACGGACCACUUCACAAAAUACGCUGUUGCGAUACCAACUCGGAACCAAACUGCUCAAACUGUUGCUAAGAGUUUAUGGGACCAUUUCUUGGUGCACUAUGGGUUUCCGGAGAAACUACAUAGUGAUCAAGGGGCUGACUUCGAGUCACAUACCAUAAAGGAGUUGUGUAAGGUCGCAGGAAUUCACAAGAUAAGGACUACCCCAUACCACCCACGGGGCAAUCCAGUGGAACGAUUUAAUCGUACUCUCCUACAGAUGCUGGGGACACUGGAAAAUGAAAAGAAGUCUCGCUGGAAAGAGUUCGUAAAGCCUCUAGUGCAUGCAUACAACUGUACCCGAAACGACACCACUGCGUACACUCCUUACGAUCUCAUGUUCGGACGACAGCCCCGCCUGCCUGUUGAUCUGGCUUUUGGAUUGCCAACGGACACCCCCACCAAGUCGCACUCUCAAUACGUGCAGGACCUAAAGAACCGGUUGCGUGAAAGCUACGAGGUAGCUGUUAAAAAUGCUGGAAAGGUAGCUGAGCGUAAUAAAAGAAGAUUUGACAAUCGUGUGGUUGCUUCCACAUUGGAGGAAGGAGACCGAGUUCUUGUAAGGAAUGUGCGGUUGAGAGGAAAGCACAAACUGGCUGAUAAGUGGGAACAGGAUGUCCAUGUUGUUGUCAGACAAGUCAAAGAUCUGCCAGUAUACACAGUCCAAUCAGAGAGAGGGAAUGGUCCUCUUCGGACCUUGCAUCGAGAUCUAUUGCUGCCAUGCGGGUUUUUGCGACCAAGCAAUCCCGAAGAACAACCAAAGCAGAAAGUUCGAAAGCCAAGAACCAGAGCUUCUCAUGAUAAUGAAGGGAAACAUGAGUCAGAGUUUGCUUCUGAAUAUUCACAAUCUGAGGAUGAACAAACUCCAUGUUAUGUACCUGGGAGAAUAUUGGGCUCUGAAACACAAAUCAUUACAGGCCUUGAGCACUUACCUUAUUUCCAACCCCCCUUAUCUGCUUUACCCAACUUACCUGUCCAGAAACCUGUGGAAAGAAAUCCUGAAGAACCUUUAUUGACGUACUUACCUGUCCGGGAACCUGUGGAGAAAAAUGUUAAUGAGCCUGUAAGGGGUGAAACAUGUGUGGAUGAGGUUGAAUCAAAUUGCACCAACCCAGAAAUUACUGUGGAGCAAAUAUCAGAACCAGAACAAUCCUCUAUGUCCCUGAAUGAAUACCCUACUCAAAUUCAAACAGCACCUAUUAAUUCUGAAUCAGAAAGUGAAGAGAGAAAUCUGACUUCAAAUGAAACAAGUCACACUCAAGACACUGAAAACAAAGAAAGGAGAACUGAACCUGAAAACAAUAUUGGCCCCAGACGCUCAGUGAGAGAGCGACGCCCCCCUAAGAAAUUUGAAUACCCCCAGUUAGGGAAUCCACUUACCUUAGUGAUUCAGUCCUUGUUACAGGGUCUAAAUGAAGCUUUUAGUUCUUCUUUAGAAGAGUCAGCCGUAGCCCCCAUAGUCCACUUAUAAAUGCAACGGGACGUGCAUAUGUUCCAGAGGGGAGAGUGUAACCCAGGUUACUAUUGCCCACAUAUCCCUGAAGUGUAAAAGUGAGAACAGAAAAUUUAAAAUAUCCAUACGAGCAUUUUAUUUAGUUAUUUGAGUGCCUGAGCAACGCAUUUCUGUAAAAAAGCAGUAAUAAAUAAAAAAAAAAUUAAAACAUAAUUGUAAUGAAAAGUUGAGAAUAACUCCGCCCUUAGACGAUUACGUCAUUGGUGCGCUGAUCAGAAACGAGCAGACUCUCAUCACGGAGAGAAGUGAGAUGGCCUUUUGAUCAGAUAUGUGCAUAAUCAGAGUUUAAAGAUCGAUAAAAGUGAGUAAAACACUGGAUUAAUUGUUAAAAUGCAUUGAUUGAAACACUGAUAACCCGAUUGUGUUGUUAAUCAAAUCUAAAAUGCGUUUGUAUUGACCUUAGAGAUAUAUUGAGACGUUGGGCUGAUCUAUCCAACGAAAAUACAGCUUAAAGCAGUAUUUCUAGAUACAUCGGGACUUUUUCUGAUCGUUAUUGAUUUGUUCUUGGUUGGGUUUUUUUUUCUCUCCUUUUGUUUGUUUUUCUUCUAUCUUAUUGUUCCCUGAUCUGCUACAUAUCUCAUUGAGAUUUGACAAGGAUUUCCUUGGAUUCUGGAGUUUCAACUGUUUCUGCCAGUAAUGAGAAGUGUUUGAUAUUGGUAGAAACUGGCGAGCCAACCGGUUUAUUCGAACUAUGCACAUUUCGUGUUCAUCAAAGUGGUAGGAUUACACACAUUAUUUCUCCUGGACAUUGCCAUACCGUGAACAGAAAACGGUCUUCCAUUUUUUUUGUCGUGGAGUUGCAUAUUUGCAUUAAGUUGACUGAACAUUGAACAAAUAGCACAAGGGACACUGAAUUGAGUCAAUCCUUUUAUUGGUUGAACAUUUCUACAAUUUAUUGAAAAUAUACUUUGAUUGCAUUGUUAUUAGAUAUAUAACUUA